Messenger RNA from Tachyglossus aculeatus (Australian echidna), 1023 nucleotides. RefSeq names its product olfactory receptor 2H2-like. Gene Ontology annotation, biological process: G protein-coupled receptor signaling pathway. NCBI's taxonomy places the organism in Eukaryota, Metazoa, Chordata, Mammalia, Monotremata, Tachyglossidae. The transcript is spliced from 2 exons. Gene Ontology annotation, cellular component: membrane. The record is from RefSeq and is a predicted model, not a curated record. Gene Ontology annotation, molecular function: G protein-coupled receptor activity; olfactory receptor activity. Bases 1 to 1023 code for a protein of 340 amino acids.
AUGGGAGUGGCCAACCAUAGCUCUAUGGGAGAUUUCAUCCUGGCAGGCUUCUCUAACCAGCCAGAGGUGGAAGCGCUACUGUUUGGGCUCAUCUCCAUCUUCUACUUCCUUACCCUAGUGGGCAACUCGACCAUCAUCCUGGUAUCCUGCCUCGACCCUCGUCUCCACACCCCCAUGUACUUCUUUCUAAGCAACCUCUCCUUCCUGGAGCUCGGUUUCACCACUAGUUGUGUCCCCCAAAUGCUGGUCAACCUGAUUCGUUCAGACAGGGUCAUCAGCCACCUUGGUUGUGUUGCCCAGCUCUAUAUUUUCCUGUGGCUUGGAGCCACCGAGUGUGUCCUGCUAGUGGUUAUGGCCUUCGACCGUUAUGUGGCCAUCUGUCAACCCCUGAACUACUUGACUAUUAUGCAUCCACGGCUCUGCUUCCUGCUGGCUACUGUGGCUUGGGGGGCUGGGCUAAUUCAGGCCUUGAUCCAGUCUUCGUCCACGCUCCGCCUGUCUUUCUGCCACAUCCGAUUGGUGGAGGACUUCGUGUGCGAGGUGCCUGCUCUGAUCCACCUUGCAUGUGGGGACACCACCAUCAACGAAGUCCAGAUGUCUGUGUCCAGUGUCCUCUUCUUGGUGGUGCCCUUGAUUUUGAUCCUGGUUUCCUAUGGCCACAUUGCUGGGGCUGUGAUGAGUAUCAAAUCAAAUUCAGGAUGCCGCAAGGCCUGGAGAACGUGUGGAUCCCAUCUGGUGGUUGUCUUCCUCUUUUACGGCACCGUCUCAGCCGUCUACCUCCAUCCCAAGAACCACUAUGCUCAGCAGAAGGGUAAAUUCCUCACCCUCUUGUACACUGUGGUCACCCCCAUGCUCAACCCGCUCAUCUACUCCCUGCGGAACAAGGAGGUCAAGGAGGCUUUCACCAAGAUUCUGAGGCGGCUUCAGGAUAGCAUGGCUGGCCAGAUCAGAGCCGAGGAUGCCAUGCUUGAGCCAUUCCCCAAUGCCCAUAGAGUUGUCAUAAAUUUCAAAGACGAUGUUUGA